AUGCUAAAACAGCAAAGCGCUUCUUUCUCUAUUUCUUCCCUUCCAGAACGCCAGUACUGGGGCUCAGACCUGCAACUUCCUGAAAUACCUUUUGAAGAAAUCAUGCACGAUGAUGAAAGUGCAUGCAAGUGGCUGUGCACCCUAAAGAAAGUAGGAAUCGUGCUACUAACAGGAGCUGCUCCUAAGCAGGGAGAGUUGUUUAAACUUGGCCACAGGAUUGGGUUCCUGCGUCUCACUUUUUAUGGACCAACUUGGCAAGUGCAAGACAAAGCAGAUGCUAACAAUGUGGCUUAUACAACCGGGAAACUAUGUUUUCACACUGAUUACCCUGUUCUGCAGCAUCCACCUGGGGUUCAGUUUCUCCAUUGUAUAAAGCAAACAGCUGCAGGAGGUGACAGUGAAGUUGUGGAUGGAUUUCAUGUAGCCAACAAGCUGAAGAAACAAAAUCCGCAAGCGUAUCAGAUCCUGUCCUCUACUGCUGUAGACUAUACAGACGUCGGGGUGGACUACUGUGAUUUUGCUGUGCAAUGUAAACAAAGGAUUAUAGACGUGGAUUCCAGAGGCCAAGCAGUUCGCAUCAAUUACAAUAAUGCAACAAGAGACACAGUGUUUGACAUACCAGCUGAAGAAGUGAGGCCGUUUUAUGCAGCUUUAAAGGAAUUUGAUAAUUUAUUAAACAGUGCAGAACACAAGUUUACUUACAAGCUGAAACCAGGAGACAUAGUGACGUUUGAUAACUGGCGCGUGCUUCAUGGUCGCCAAAGCUACCCGUCGGGAUCAGAAGUCACUCGUCACCUGGAAGGUGCCUAUCUGGAAGCCAUGUGCCAGCCUUGCCUCCUCCCAGCCAGUGGCCACAGCGAGCUGCGUCUGCUUGCCAUCCCUGCCAUCACGUACGAGAUGGAGGGUGCUCAGCUGGGAAGCGCAGUGGCCAAGGGGAAGCCAAGGUUCAGGGGAAUUUAUCUCCAUCAGAUGAGUUAUUCCACUUAUGGCUGUAUCACUGGGGAAGGGAUCACAGGUGUCAUUCUGGUACCCUCUGCAGAGCCUCAGAGCGGAAUGCCGCAGGAGAGAGGGGCUGUGCAGGCAGCUGUCCAGGUGCAUGGGCAGGAUCCUGCCCGCUGCGGGCAAGUGAGUACCCCGGCAUCGGCCACCAUCACAAGGACAGGCUGA
Molecule: messenger RNA, 1167 nt
Organism: Tauraco erythrolophus (red-crested turaco)
Lineage: Eukaryota; Metazoa; Chordata; Aves; Musophagiformes; Musophagidae
Source: RefSeq, a predicted model, not a curated record